Molecule: messenger RNA, 393 nt
Organism: Gastrolobium bilobum
Lineage: Eukaryota; Viridiplantae; Streptophyta; Magnoliopsida; Fabales; Fabaceae
Exons: 2
Coding region: 1-393 (130 amino acids)
Source: RefSeq, a predicted model, not a curated record
AUGAAGGAUCUUUUUUCCAAGAAGAGGAAGUUGAAAGAUGGUGAGACUGUUGCUUUAGCGGAGGAAUGUAGCGCCCUUAUUCAAAAGAAGCUUCCUCCGAAGUUAAAAGAUCCAGGUAGUUUCAGCAUUCCUAUUGCUAUUGGAGAUGUGGAAGUAGGAAAAGCACUUUGUGACUUGGGGGCCAAUUUUGUAAUACUAGAUAUGGAAGAGGAGGAUACUGAAAGUCCACUACUCCUAGGGAGACCAUUCUUAGCCACUGCAAGAUCUCUGAUUGACGUUAAACAAGGAAAGUUGAUGUUAAGGGUGAAUGAAGAAACAGUCAUCAUUGAUGUGUUUGAACCUAUUAAACAUUUUGUUGAUGUGGAGGAUUGUUUCAAAGUAGAUGUCAUAUAG